Amoebophrya sp. A25 is the source of this 2293-nucleotide messenger RNA. The record is from the annotation of a GenBank genome assembly. Lineage: Eukaryota; Dinophyceae; Syndiniales; Amoebophryaceae.
CGACGAUCGAAAAUCAAAGACGCCCAAAAAGCUUCGGAGAUCGUCGGCACUAGAUACUACAUCAAUUACAGUCUUACAUACUGACGCAUUCGUUACUUUCUUGUAUUUAUCGGUCUUGCUUGUCUUUGUUUUUUCAUAAUAUUCACUCUUGAUUGUUCCGUUGCUGACGUUCGUCUUGUUCCUUCAGUCCUUUUUUGUGAUCAUACAGGUAGUCGCUCCUUGUUGUAAUUUACCGCAUACCGAAUAGCUGUUUGCCGUCUUUCUAUAGAGAUAAAGUGAUGACAAAACUCAACCUGACGAUGGCAAAAGUGAUGCGCCGCACUGUCGCCACCAAAAAUGCCGGAUGCGGGAUGCGCAGGCACGGAGCUGUGGGGGUCAAGAAGACGACCGCGGCAAGCACUUCGUCUGGACGCCUGACAAGUCAGUCUAACAGAAGAAAUAUGACGACUAUGUUGAAGCACCAUGAACAUAAAAGCAAACAGGAGGGGGAGCACGAUCAGGGUCAGGCGGAUUCAGUCCGCACACUUCAGUUCACGAAGAACAGCUGGUUACGAAUCAUUCCGAAAUCUUUGUUGCCAAAGGGCUCGGCGGUUUGGGAAGUGAGCGAAAAGAACAAAGCCGGGGAAAUGGGCCAGGCUUUCGGAAAUGCGUGGCAGGCUAAACCCAAACAGCAGGAUAUGAUUACGAUGUACGGGCGGGACGUCUUCGUUCCGCGAUUUAACCGCCUCUACGGCAUGGAGGAAGACCACAUCAAAGUGCGCGUGAGUGGCAAAACCUUCGUUGCAGAGCCAAUUCAGGCGGAAACGGAAACUCAUGACAGAGCGAGGGAAACAACGAAGAAGGGCCAUAUGAGUGCAGCCACGAAAACGCUGCACCGCUUGAUGCGAGAUGCAUUAGCGUUGGUCAAUUCUUCGGAGUUCCGGAAGAAGUUUAUGCAAGCACCAAUCACUUCCGAAAAGUCGUCUGGAGGUUCAUCUCGUUCUUUUCACAAAACUACUACUUCAUCCAGUACUUCUCGGAGUGCAGCCGCGAUGCGUACUCAGCAAGAGCCGCAGGAGGCUGCAACAUCAGAAAUCAUGAAGGGCGAUAAUACCACGACAGUAGACCAGAGGACAACGGAGAAGCUGCACAACGCUUGUGUUUUGAACUGGUACGAGCAUGGGGAGCAUUACAUAGGAUUCCACGCUGAUCGCGAAACAACUAUUGACCAUGACGUGCCGAUCAUAACCCUGUCGUACGGUCUGGAACGCCGAUUUCAGGUGCGGAUGAACUUGCCGGAGAACCAAAAGACUGUUGUCUUUGACGAAGUAAUUCCCAAUGGCGCUCUGGUUAUCAUGGGUGGCAAGUUUCAAUCCGAACUGAAGCAUGCGGUGCCGAAAACGAAACACGCGAGGGAGCCGAGAAUGUCCGUGACCAUUCGGAGAUAUCAUCCUUCUACUGCUUCCGCGUAAAGAUUCAAGAUCUCUUGAUUUCAAUGGUGCAGAGGUUUCGCUUGUGCAAAAUGGUCUUUAUACCGAACAAUAUCUUAAGUCGCAAUGAAGCAUGUGCACGUGCAUCAAAUUUUGCGCGUUGCUGAAUAGAUGGACGACUGUGUCUUGUUUUAUGUUACUGAGUGGUUUGUUUCUCGCGUUUCGACAUGGUAUUUGGACAAAGAGAAAGAUAUUUGCAAGAAAUAUUUGUUUUGAACAUUUUGGCUAUCGCUAUUCUCAUAUUUUAUUCUGUAGAAGUAAAUACGUAAACCAGAAAGUGAAGGGAUGGGUGCUUUCUUUUUCAAGCACAGGCAAUUCGUGGCAAUUCGUAUUUGAAGAAAAUUGUUUUCGUAGGUAUUAUUACAAUAUUUGAUUUGGUUUCGGAAAAGCAGAAAUAUAUUUAUCGUAGAAGGAAAGACGGCAUUGCUUCUGUGAACAAGACCUAAAACAACACUAGUUGAGACAUCGAAGUCACCGCACACGUGUUGCUCGUAUGCGCGAGAGAGUGUCUUGAGUUUAGGUUUCAAUGCACUAGCUUGUCUCUUCUUCUUUAAAGUUAUUGGUGGUGCUAGCUUGAAACGUUUUCGCAACGGAAUGAUAAAGAAGAUAUGUCUUUCGCUACAUUAUAACAACUUUUCCCGCUAGCUACGUGACAGCUUCUAUUUCCGAUGGAAAUGGCACACCAGAAACCGUCGAACGCGUGUCAGUUCCAACAGCAAUGUCCGGAACUGACGCACGAAAAACCUUGCACAGCUACUAGGUAAAUGUUGUUGUGGUAAGCAUGUAGAAAUUGUUUAAUCUGCAUGGCAAAGAAAACACCAUGG